This is a messenger RNA of Drosophila serrata, 547 nucleotides long. RefSeq names its product NTF2-related export protein 1 (gene Nxt1). Gene Ontology annotation, biological process: nucleocytoplasmic transport. The record is from RefSeq and is a predicted model, not a curated record. NCBI's taxonomy places the organism in Eukaryota, Metazoa, Arthropoda, Insecta, Diptera, Drosophilidae.
UGUCGCGGCCACACCUUGGUCACACUAAUUGAAACUGCGCGAAUGAACAACAUGAAUAGCGAUCUCCGAACGAAGAUUGAAGCCUGCGCCCGCACGGCGGAGGACUUUACGCGGCUAUACUACGCCUCCUUGGACAACCGCCGGCACCAAAUGGGUCGUCUCUACAUUAACAACGCCAUCUUCAGCUGGAACGGCAACGGGGCCACCGGGCGUGAGAUGAUCGAACGCUACUUCGUUGAACUGCCGUCAUCCACACACCAAAUGACGAAUCUGGACGCUCAACCCAUUAUGGAUGAAUGUGUGGGCACGCAGCUGACCUAUGUGAUCCUGGCCAGCGGUACCGUAAAGUACGGCGACCAGCCAAUGCGCAACUAUCAGCAGUCGUUCAUCGUAACAGCCGACGCUGACAAGUGGAAGAUCGUCUCUGAUUGUUACCGCCUGCAGGAUGUGAUGGUCUAGUUGCCAAAUAUUGUGGACCACUGUUGGAGUCAAAAAGGCUGUUGUACUACCGAAUAUAUUUAAUUACAUGGCUAAGUAACCUAAGUAA